This is a messenger RNA of Nicotiana tabacum (common tobacco), 946 nucleotides long. The record is from RefSeq and is a predicted model, not a curated record. Lineage: Eukaryota; Viridiplantae; Streptophyta; Magnoliopsida; Solanales; Solanaceae.
AACAAAAGAGCCUAAUAUGAAAAGCCCACAAAACAAGCCCAAAAUAAACUGUUAGCUCCUUACAAAGACGCCGGCGAUCCGACACGCUGAAGCGGAAAUGAACCAAAACGAAGUCAGCAACUCUGGUGGCGGCACGGCCCAUCACCGGUGGUGGGCCGCCGCGAGCACAGGGCAGUUAGUAUGGGGAAUUCACGCUUUUAGAAAAGGUUACGCCGGUGAAUGUCGAUUGAUGCCGCUUAAAGCCUUCGGCGUCGCCUCGCUUUUCGUCGGCGCCAUCGCCUCCGCCUCCGUCGCCUCUCUUCAAGCCUCCGGCAUCCACUCCGUGGAAGACAUGAAGGCUGUUGGGGCAAGUAUAAGAACAGGACUUGGCUUAACACGAAGGGCACAGGAUGACUAAGUAUUUUGAGCAUUUUCGUGAAUCAGUAGCCUAUAGAAUGUUGACGAAGGAAGAUUAUCCAUCUUUGCGUAGUUUCUUGCUAAAAUCAUUCCCAAGGGAGCACUUAGCUGACAAGGGGUACCCCCUCGGUUAACGAUUGUAGCAUUUGAGGCUGGCAGCUGUUCAAUCUUAACCCGAGUGACACAUUUGCUGGAAUGGCAGCUUUAAAGUUCUAACUGCAGCAUUUUCCUCUUUCCAUUCAGCUAAAGCGUUUUCAUGUUGGAUGGGACUAAGAAAUAGCGCUAUCGUGGAAAGUGGAAACUACGUACCAACCACUAUCACAGUGCAUGUACCGAAAUAAUAAGUGCAUGACAUGUGUUUUCUUAUAUGUAUUCUUCAAUUUAUCAGUUAAAUGUGACAAUUAAGGCAUUAAGUCCAGAUAAGUUUUUCCAACUAUACAGUCCAUGUUGGAUCAUAUUAGUUUCUGUUACAUGUAAAAGGAAGUAGGAGCUGGCUACUCAUUGGUACCUUUUCUUUCCUUUUUAACUUAAAAGAGUCGAAUUUUAAGCA